CAGAAAGUUAUCGCAAAAUUCUGGUGGCCAUCAGCUAGCUGUUGUUGAUCAUCACGGAUUCCUUUCCGUAAUAGAAAAAUUCCGUGGCGAAAUCUGCCCCAUAACUCCUGGGAAAAAAGUGCAUCCCAUCGUUCGGUGCUGUGCAUAAUCGAUGGCCGUACAAAAUAUCAAGUGAGGUGCUUCGGGAUCAUAAAAAGUGCAAGUGGAUUGCGUUGGUGCGAAUCGAAAUUGCGACGGUAAAGGUCGUCGUGGAAAAGGAGAAAAGAAUGUAAUUUUUUUUUUGUUGCUUCGAUCGUAAGUCUCUUUUAUCGCAUACGCAAGCAAUCAGCUCGGAAUUUCCACGGACCAAGUGAAAACAUUUCCAGACGAUAACACACUCUGUGGCGAAAGGGUGCAACUAUCAAAGUGACUCGUAUUGGAAGACAUAGGUAACGAGCAGAAUGUCUGUCACAUUCGAGCAAAUUAUUUUGGACGCCAAAAGAAUCGCGAAUAGGCUAAAGGAUCGCGAAGCGUUGGGCGAUUCCCUGCUGUUGGAGUCGGAAUCCGUUAACAAACAAAUCGAAUCGAUGCGACAGUUUCAGGACGAUAUCGACAUUCUGAACAAGUUGGCCCGGGACCGUUCCAACAAUCAGCUGAUCACAAUCAUCCAUCAGGAGAAUCCACAGAUACGGGAGAUCCAGCAGGAGAAUCGAUUGCUGAAGGCGGCACUGGAAGAUCACCAGCAUGCCCUGGAGCACAUAAUGACCAAAUAUCGGGAACACACUCAGAGCAAGAUCCUCAACACCAAGGUUAACUUUGUGGAAGCCUUCAGCAAACAUCAGCAGUUCAACGAGCAGAAAGAUGAAGUCAUUCGACAGCAGACGCAGAAGAUUCAGGAAAUGGCCGCCGUCAUGCAGAGGGCCUCCCAACUGGACGAGGAAAAGUUCAACCAGGAGCAGGAGUUUCUUAGCAAGUUGAUAACGGAAAAUAAGGGCCUUCGUGAACUGCUGGAGAUUUCCCACAAGUACGGUUCCAACGGGCAGAGAAUUUUAGUCGACGACAAAUCCACCCAAACCGACACCUACCUGCUGGAUGCGUUGACGGCAACCACAUCCAGCAGCGGAACUAGCUUCACCGAGUCAGCAGUUUCGAACACCGGUACCAUCAAGGUCAGCCCAUCGUCCCUGAAGUCCCAGAUCGCAGUCCCAUCGUCGUCUUCUACGUCACCUCCCACGACAGCGGCACCGGCGUCAAGUGGCGUCAGUUCCUCGGUGGCCACUCUAUCGUGACGAGAUUCCGACGAUAGCCAAGUGUCCGUAUUCUUCUGCUGCCAAUCGGCUUUACUGUAACUCUUUUAACCGAGAACCCACAAAAACCCCCGAAAAAAUAUUGUAAAACCGAAUCGUGUCGAAAGGAAACUAAAAUUACACCAUUUUUUAUUAACAGUGUAGUUAUUCACUCACCCAUACACUUUUCUCACACCCCAGCACAAACACAUUUGUUUCAAUCAUAAUGUUGCGUUCAUGUUUUGUAGUUUAGUUGCAAUUUGCAAUAUUUCGUAUUAAUUUAUAACAUAUAAUCGGCACAACAAAGUAAAGAGAAUACCCUCCUUGUUUGUCGUGUAAUGCACACAUCUCUAUAAUGUUGUUACAUUUGCAUAACUAGUUUUGAUGUAGGUAAAAAACCGACAGUUUCAAACGUAUUAGUUCAUUCAAAAUCACAUUUGCUCCAUUUAGUACUAGACUCACACAUCAAACAUUAGUGUAAGAAGUGCAGUGAACAGCAAACAACGUUUUAUCGCGCACUGUUGCAAAUGUAGAAGAGGUCAAUGUGAUUUCUCAUUAGUUUUAUACCUCUCAGUUUUCCUUAUCCACUUUGUACUGCAAACGCUAUUGAAUUAAUAAAUUUAUAGGUAAUUAUAGAAACAA
Messenger RNA from Aedes aegypti (yellow fever mosquito), 1907 nucleotides. RefSeq names its product FGFR1 oncogene partner 2 homolog (gene Fgop2). The record is from RefSeq and is a predicted model, not a curated record. The transcript is spliced from 3 exons. The coding region runs from base 441 to 1268 and encodes 275 amino acids. Lineage: Eukaryota; Metazoa; Arthropoda; Insecta; Diptera; Culicidae.